CCGUUCCGUAGGAAAAAUAAACUCUACAUUUUUCCGGUUGGGUCUUUUGCACUGUUUCUGCUAGUGACAAAGGAUCACCAUGGUGAAGGCAAAAGGUGAGAAGAAGGGUAAAUCCGCCAUCAAUGAGGUUGUCACAAGAGAGUACACAAUCAACCUCCACAAAAGGCUACAUGGAGUAGGUUUCAAGAAACGAGCACCCAGAGCCAUCAAGGAAGUGAGGAAGUUCGCUGUUCAGAAGAUGGGCACACCUGAUGUUCGUGUUGACACUCACUUGAAUAAGCAAAUUUGGUCCAAAGGAAUCAAGUUGCCUUAUAAUGUCUUAAUCUCCAUCAGCACUCGUAGGAACAGUUCAUCGUCAAAGACAACUAUAGUGACGAUUAAAAAGGGUGUUCUGAAGAAACGUUCCCUUCCGCAUCCGAGUUAGGCUAGCAAGGAGACGCAAUGAUGACGAAGACUCGCCUCACAAGCUGUACACUCUCGUCACUUACGUCCCCGUCGCAUCCUUCAAGAAACUCCAGACAGAGAAUGUUGACGCAAGUCAGGAAUAAUGUGUUUCUAUAAAUAAAAUGUUUUAAAAACCA
Messenger RNA from Macrosteles quadrilineatus (aster leafhopper), 581 nucleotides. RefSeq names its product 60S ribosomal protein L31 (gene RpL31). The transcript is spliced from 4 exons. Bases 80 to 424 code for a protein of 114 amino acids. Gene Ontology annotation, molecular function: structural constituent of ribosome. NCBI's taxonomy places the organism in Eukaryota, Metazoa, Arthropoda, Insecta, Hemiptera, Cicadellidae. The record is from RefSeq and is a predicted model, not a curated record. Gene Ontology annotation, biological process: cytoplasmic translation. Gene Ontology annotation, cellular component: cytosolic large ribosomal subunit; ribosome.